AUGACGCCCUACAUGACAGAGUUCACAGAUCUGAGGCUGGUGAGCAGCAGUGACUGUGCUGGGCGCCUGGAGGUUUUCUACAAUGGGACGUGGGGCAGUGUUUGCUCCAAUCAGAUGACUGGCGUCACCCCGACAAUUGAAUGCAAACAGCUGAACUGUGGAGAUGGAGUGCUAACUGCAGGAGAAUUUCUACGUGGGGAAGGUUCUGGUCCCACAUGGCUGGAUCAUGUUAAGUGCACUGAGCAGCACAGUUCCCUUUGUCAGUGUCCCUCAGGCCCAUGGAAAUGGCAGUCAUGUGAUUACCGAUCAGAAGAGACCCAUAUUAUUUGCAAUGGUUCUUCAAAUGGUGUGAUGAAGACAACAGCUUCACUGAUUAGAAGAGAGGCUCCUGCACUGCCUGGAGAUGUCACACAGGAGGAUUAUGAUGAUGUCAAAGAAGUUUCUGAUCCCAAUGAUGACCACGGCCCUGGGCAGUGUGCCCGGGAAGUCACUGGAGCUCCAGGAGAGAGUGACAGGAACAGGGAUUCACAGACAGAUUGGAGUCUGCACUUGCUAAGAAGUGAAGAGGUCUCUGAAGCUGAGAGAAAUGCCCUGUCCCUGCUUCCUGGAGACCCAGGUUAUGAUGAUGUUGAAGAUGGGGGUCUCUGGGACAUCACUAUAAGAAUGCUGAGUUCAGAUCAAAUGUCCUGUGAGGACAUAAAUGUUGUAUGAUUGGGCUAUUCUUCUCUCAAAUGCUUUCUGGGCCAUCGGGGCAUCAGAAACAAUCCCUACCUGGGAACUAGUUCAUACAGCUUUUAUAUUGGAGUUUUGUCCGCUGGCAAGAAAUAUGUGUGACUGAGACAGGGUCUGUGGUUUCCCCUGUAAUUCCCCAUUGAUCAGACUGUCUGGAACUGUCUUGCUUUUUUAUUCCUGCUGUUUUAUUUCUAACAUUUCUUCCCUGUGAAUUUUUAUUUUUUCUUAGUAAACAAUUUUUGAAAGACUGUUCCAGGGCUGAUGCUUCUCUGACGAGGUGUAUUGGGCAGCUCCCUGAGACCAUUGGGGGAAAGAUUGAGACUGAACCACCAAAAAAUUAUAAUGGUAAAAUGUCACCCCUCGGGUAUUGCAGGCUUUUGGACAGGGUGUUGCAUUGAGAAUGAACAUUCUGCCAGGUGUGUGGUAAUGGCGAGACACCUAGCAACAGAAUAUUCCUCACUCCAGAGAUAGCCCUAACCCCCAAUCCAGACUUUCCUUUGAAAUUCAGGAAGAUAAAUAGGAUGCUAUUUACAGGUAUC
Molecule: messenger RNA, 1271 nt
Organism: Trachemys scripta elegans
Lineage: Eukaryota; Metazoa; Chordata; Testudines; Emydidae
Product: antigen WC1.1-like
Exons: 5
Coding region: 1-711 (236 amino acids)
Cellular component (GO): membrane
Source: RefSeq, a predicted model, not a curated record